Molecule: messenger RNA, 351 nt
Organism: Orussus abietinus
Lineage: Eukaryota; Metazoa; Arthropoda; Insecta; Hymenoptera; Orussidae
Exons: 4
Coding region: 1-351 (116 amino acids)
Source: RefSeq, a predicted model, not a curated record
AUGCCGGAGUCCCCAAUGGACAUCAAAAGAGCUCGGAAGAAGGCUAAGGGUAAAGUUGCCGAAGCUACUAUGGAAGCCGAGGGUAUUGAAACUACUUCUGUUGUCGAAGUCUCCCAUGAUAAUGAAAAAGUGAAGUCAAAAGUAGGGGCAAAAGGAAAAAAGCAUCACCCAAGAAGACUAAGACAGCUGUUAAGAAGCCUAAGGGUAAAGUUGCCGAAGCUAUCAUGGAAGCCGAGGGUAUUGAAACUACUUGUGAUGUCGAAGUCUCCCAUGAUAAUGAAAAAGGUGAAGUCAAAGGAAGGGAUAAAAGGGAAAAAGCUAAAAAUGACAACGUUAAACCAGUAUCAAUAG